Messenger RNA from Eublepharis macularius, 4371 nucleotides. RefSeq names its product E3 SUMO-protein ligase ZBED1-like. The transcript has 5 exons. Bases 9 to 2564 code for a protein of 851 amino acids. Gene Ontology annotation, molecular function: protein dimerization activity; DNA binding. The record is from RefSeq and is a predicted model, not a curated record. Lineage: Eukaryota; Metazoa; Chordata; Lepidosauria; Squamata; Eublepharidae.
ACCACACCAUGCAAGUAGCUGAGGAUGCUUGUACCCGUCUGGAGGAUGAGCUGCUCUUCUGUGAAGACUGCCGCCUUUAUUUCCGAGAUACCUGCCCUCAGCAUGGACCUCCCACCUUCGUGGCUGACUCUCCGGUUCCAGAAAGAGCUCCCUCGCGGGCACUGUUAUCUCUGCCCGAAGGCCUGUUGGUCAAAGAGCGAUCCCAAGGAGGCUGUGGAGUUUGGAAUGCUCUUCCUGCCCUGCCUCGAGGCUGCAUCUUUGGGCCGUAUGAGGGGGAAGUGGUCCGGGAGCACGGCGACUGCACUCGUUAUUCCUGGGCGGUGCGAGACAAUGGCUCCUAUUUCUUUGUUGACGCUUCCGAUGAGUCAAAAUCCAACUGGAUGAGAUAUGUGGCAUGUGCCUCCACCGAGGAUGAGCAGAACUUGACAGUUUUCCAAUACCGGGGGUACAUCUACUAUCGGGUCUGCCAGACCAUAUCUGCUGAUACUGAGUUGCUGGUGUGGAUUGGAGAGGAGUAUGCCCGCACUUUGGGACUGCGCUUGGGUGAGCACUUUAAAUACGAGUUUGGUGAGAAAGAGCUGCUAAUGAAACUCUUCCAAGAGCUGCACCUCAAGACCCCGUCGUCGCCUCCAGCUCCCCAUGCCCCCUCCUCACGCACGCAGUACCUGUGCGGGGAUGCCACUGCCUCUUCCCUCCUGCCUCUUCACAAGCCAGGCCUUCCCCCGGGAGGAAGCACUUUUCCUCUGCUAGAAGGGACACAAAACCUUGUGGGGCUGGGCCGGGCUCAAAGUCGCUACUGGACCUUUUUUGGGUUUCAGGGGGACGCCUAUGGGCGCAUCCUAGACAAGAGCAAGAUCAUCUGCAAGCUGUGUGGGGUCCGGCUGAGCUACAGCGGCAACACCACCAAUCUGCGGCAGCACCUCAUCUACAAGCACCGCUGCGAGUACAACCAGUUGGUAGGGACGCAAACAGCCACCCUUGACAAAGGGGUGGCAGGGGGAGGCGAGUUCGGAGCUCCCCGACCUCCUGCUCCGGGCAGGACCACCCGGGCCGUGGCUGACUUUAUUGUACUGGACUUGAUGCCUGUGGAGGUGGUGGAAGGAGAAGGAUUUGGGCAGAUGUUGGGGGUGUUGGACCCCAGCUACAAGCCACCAGAUGCCGCCUCCCUGGCACACACGGUGCUCAAGGACAUGUACACCCAAGUGAAGGGGAAAAUCUGGGAGCUCGUGCGGGCUCUGCCCCAGUGCUCCCUCAGUUUGGACAUGUGGCGCCACAGCAGCACCCUCACCUACCUCACUCUUACUGUGCACUAUGUGGACGACUGUUUUGAAGCCCGGGCUCGAGUCCUCUCAAGCCGCCCUGUCCCUGAGGAGCCAGGUGCUGAGAGCCUCGUGGAGGCUUUAGCUGAGGCGUCCAAGGAAUGGGGGGUGCGGGAGGGCACCUCAUAUACUGUUGGCCGCCUCUGCUCUGCCACCCAACAAGCCACCUCAGCACUUGGCUGGACGGCCUUGCCUUGCGUUGGGCAGGCCUUGCGAGCAGCUAUGGAAGCUGUGCUCAGCCAGCCCGCUGCCCAGAGUGCAUUUGAAAGGCUCCGUCGUUUGGCAUCCUGGGCAUUGGCGGGGCCAGGCCGCAGCGAGAAAAUGUGGACCCAGGAGCCCCUCCUGCAAGCUCACCUCAGCCGCUUCCUUAGGGAGGGGGGGAAAUGGCACGGUGUCUACUCAGUCCUGCAGGGCCUGCUGGACCACAGCGAACCCCUUGCAGGGCUCGGCCCAGAUGGGGAGGCGACGCUGCGUCCCCAGGACUGGGCCGCCCUGCAGGAUGCAGUCAGAGUCCUCAAGCCAAUGGCAAUUGCUACCUCAACAUUUACCAAAGAGCCCUUUUCCAGUAUUUCCCUGGUCAAGCCUGUGCUAACCAGCCUCCUGUACAAGCACUUAGUGCCCAGCGAAUGGGACUCUGCCCUGGCCCGCGAUGCCAAAGCAGCAGCCCAGAAGGAGCUGAGCCAACAUUUCUCCAACUCAGACGUCAACCAAGCCCUCAACCUUGCCUGUGCUCUGGACCCCCGCUUCCGUGGCCUUGAUUUCCUGAGCCACUCUGACCGUGUGGAGACCUUGCACUUGCUCAAGACAGAAGCAUCACGCCUGGCCGAGACCCCUGCCCUGUUGACCUCCAGCCUGCCCGAUGUAUCAUCACCACCACCCCCUGCCAAGCAACCAAAGCAAGAUGCGGGAAUUGAGUUCCUGCUGGGAGACCUGUGCAGUGUGCGCGGAGUGGCAGGCACAGGCUCUGCACAUCAGCAGGCGGAGCAAGAAACUGCCAGCUUCCAAACCAGCAAGGCGUCUGCCCUUGGCCAGGAGCCUCUACAGUGGUGGAAAACCCACCAUAACCAGUACCCGCUGCUGGCUCGGGUGGCUCGCAAGCUGCUUGGUGUGCCUGCCACUUCAGUACCUGCUGCAUGGGUCUUCAGCAGUGCUGGUGACGCCAUCCAAACCAAACGUCAAGCCCUGACACCUGAGCAUGUUGACAUGUUGGUGUUUCUCCAUGGCAACCGAGCCAUGCUCUAUUAGGGCACGGUAAGGCGGGGCCUUCAUCUCUGUCCAUCCCCAGAGUCCUAGACCCUUUCCCUUUAAGAGACCGAAAAAAAGAUGCAUUUAGUUCUUCCAGGUCCCCUUUUCCUUGCUUUCCUGACUGGGUUGGAACAAAUAACUGAUCCCCUACUCCUCAAAUGAAGAGGUAUGGUCUGUGUGUUUGGAAGAAGGGGAGGAAAAAGGAGAAGAACAAACCCUUGGUAAUGCUCUUGAGGGGCGGGGGGUAUGUUUAAGAAUGGUCUGGAUUGAAAGAUAUCACUGUAGCUAUAACAGAGAGAGAAGGAAUAGCCCAGGCAGAAGGGAGGGGGAGACAGCUGGGAACAGACAUAAUUCUUGAGGAAUAUAUUGAAGGGGUGGGAGUAGAAUGAGACACAGGAAUAUUCUAUAAGCAUGGAGGGGAGCAGCUAUGCCGACAAAUGAAUAUAAAUGGUAUAUAGAGGACUUCAGUGUACAGAGUCCGUUGCUGUUCUUAUUCUGUCGGUCAAAGAGAGGGGUGUGGGUUUUUUUUAAAUGUGUUUUUUUUAAAUUGUUUAUAGUUUUUAUGUUACUGUUCAUAGCUUAAAUAAAGAAAAAUUCUUCUCGGAAAAAAAGAGACGGGGGGAGGAAUUGCCCAUUAAAGGGCAAGAAAAUGGGUGGGAGGAAUUGAGAAGAGGAAUGGCCUGUGUUGAAAAAGAAGGGUGGGUGGGAAUAUAGGACUGGAAUAUUUCCUGUGUAUUGAGGAAAAGGGGACCUUUGGUUAAAUGGGGAGACUGAAGAAAGCUUAUAGCUGGGGCAGGGGAGGAAGCUCCAAGAAAUAGGGGUAGCCCCUCUGAAUUGCAAUGAGGGAAGGGGGAAAUAGCUUGGGAUAUUCCAAAUAUGAAUUUUAGCUUGUGAGGGGAGGUUUUUUCUUCCAUCUUCUGCUUACUCUUCCCUUACAUGGAUUUAAAGGGCCAGUUAGAGUGAGGCCAGGCAUUGAUAGUUGGAAUUGCAAGGGAUAACUGGGCACUGAUAUAAGCAGCAAACACACAGGCCAUACUUUCUCUGUACAUCCUUUUUGUUCCUUGUAGAACAGCUGGAGUAAGGGAGCAGCAGAGAUGGGGAGCUUGCAGCUUCUGUGAUAUCUCCCAGCCACUGUGAAUUCCAUGAAUGUAUCUCUUUUCUUCCUCUAUCGAGUCUGUGGAACUUCAGGAAAAGGAGGAGUGACUUGAGGAAAUACCAACCCUCUUUCGAAUCUGGUUCCCUCUCGCCUUCCUUCUGCUCUUCUGGGGCAGUAAAUUGAUUUUUCUUAAAUCCCAAAGAGUAUCAACUGUUCCUAUACUCCUCUCUCCUCCCCUUUCCCCGUAGUCUCUUCAUACCUGUGUAUACACUCCAUUUUCUCUCAUCCCCAUGUUUGCAUGCAGUUGAGGUGUUCAGACUAUUGGAAAAGAUAACCAGUGUGAUGUAGGGUUUAGUGUGUCUCAUCAGGAGCAGGGAGGCCAUGUUCAAAUCCUCACUCUGCCUCACUUUGUCUCUGGGUGACCUUAUGUCAGUGGCACACAGUCUCUUUCAGCCUAAUGUACCUUGCAAGGUGGAUAUGAAGAUAAAAUGGAGGAGGGAGAGCCAUGUAUGCUUGCCCUGAGCUCCUUGGAGAAAGAGUGGGAUAAAAACGAGAAAAGAACAAAUAUAAUGGAAAGUUUCCAAGUUACUCCUUUCUACACACACACACACACAGAAUCCUUCAAGAGGGUAGGCUAAGAUAGAGGCCAUGACCCUUGUCCCCCUUCCCACCUCAAGUCUGGAAAAAAAAGGUCAAAAAUGAAUGCUUCAA